UGAUCUCAUUCAAUGGACUCUCUACUAAACAGUAUGCACUGGCCGAUUCUGGAGCAACCGGAUACUUGUAUAUCGAUGCUGCAACAGCGCUAGACUUGGUUAAACGAUUAGGCAUUCCGAUCAAAACACUACCACAAGCGAUCCCAACUGUUGGAUACAAUGGUGAGGCAGGCAGGCCACUGCAACAUUACAUCCAGCCACACCUGUGGGUAAAUGGACGACGAUUCCUGAGUGAGCCGAUGUUGAUCACUCCACUCGGGAACCACGAAAUGAUUAUCGGCAAAGCAUGGUUGGCUAAACGAGACGUCUGGUUAGAUUGUGCUGAAAACAAGUUGCGAUGGCCAGAAGAGCGAUCAAUUAAAGAGACAAUCCAGGCCCGUGGCCAUAUAUUUCUCCCCCGGCAGAUCCUCAAGCGACCACUCCCUGACCCAUCCCAUCAAGCGGACAUGGAGCGUCGGGAACGGGCAUUCAAUGCUCCAAUCCCGCGAGAAGCGCAAACCCGUCGUGACAAUUUAGCAGCGUGCCAUCCAGCAAUCAUAGAGAUCGCGGUAAUCGGAGCUGCAGGAUUCAACCGGCACACCCGCAAAGGGAAGAGCGAGAUCUGCGUAGUAACCCUUCAGCAGAUUGAAGAGGUCAUCGAUAAUCGCCUCGCGAUACUUGACCCCCAAGAAGCUGUUGACUUACGGGGGAAGAUCCCCAAGGAGUACCAUGAUUACCUCGACGUUUUCUCCAAAAAGGCUUCUGACCAGCUCCCACCGCUGCGUGAAAAGAACCACCGGCUGACUCUGGACCCGGAAGCGUUACCGGGCGAGACUAUUGGCAAUGGACCUCUUUACAAGAUGUCUAUCGAAGAGCUGGAAGCAGCUAGACAGUACAUUAUAGAGAAUCUUGACAAAGGGUUUAUCGUCCCUAGUGGAGCACCGUUCGCGUCUCCAAUCCUGAUGGCCAGGAAACCGGAUGGGGGCCUACGGUUCUGCGUGGACUACCGUCGAUUGAAUAGUAUUACGCAGAAGGACCGUUACCCGCUCCCGCUAAUCGGUGAGCUCAUGGAACGCUUGACCGGUGCUAGAAUCUUUACCAAGAUUGACAUCCGACAGGGGUUCCACCGUAUCCGCAUGGAACCGGGACAGGAAGACCUUACUACGUUCAAGACGCGAUACGGGAACUACAAAUAUCAGGUUAUGCCCUUCGGACUGACGAACGGCCCAGCCACGUUCCAGAGAUAUAUGAAUAGUUUGUUCAUGGAUAUGCUCGACCGCUAUAUAACAGUUUUCAUGGAUGACAUCCUGAUUUUCAGCAAAAACGAAGCCGAACACCGGAAACAUGUGAAAGCAGUAUUAGAACGCCUUCGUGCAGCAGGCCUCCAAGCCGCGAUUCACAAUCAGAUAGCCCGACCAUUGAACGCAUUAACCAGACGAUCUGUUCCCUUUAUUUGGGAUGACGCCUGCCAGGAAUCUUUCGAAGAGUUACGGGCACGAUUGAUAUCGGUACCGCUUCUACGGCAUUACGAUCCAGGCCUGCCUAGUCGGCUAGAAACAGAUGCUUCAGACGAGACUAUUGCAGGUGUUCUCUCUCAGGAGUUCAAGGGAUCUUGGCACCCGGUUGCCUACUACUCUAAGUCUAUGUCAGGUCCCGAGCGCAAUUACGAUAUUCAUGACAAAGAGAUGCUGGCGAUCAUUCACGCUCUAGAAGAAUGGCGUCCGGAGCUAGAGGGACUGCAACGAACUGACCGGUUUAAUAUCCUCUCACGGAAGGACUACUGCGGGGGGACUGCUGAUAGCCACAAUAUCCAACAGAUGAUACCGGAUGAGGCCCUGGAGGAAGCCAUCCGUGACGAACGUGCGCUAACCACGCAGCUCUGCGUUCUCGAGAACCUAAAGGGGAUCAAGAUCGUUGACCAAGUGCUAGCCGCCAACCGAUCUGCCCCCUCACUGGAGAGCCAGCGUGCCCAGGCACAGGAGCCAAGUGAUAACUGGUCGUUACAGGAUGGACUACUCCUGCACCGAGGACGUCUGGUAGUUCCGGAAGAAGAUCUAGAGCUGCGCACCCGACUUCUAGAGGAAAUAUACAGCCAGCGCUCGACCGCUCACCCAGGACGCAUGAAGACCCGUCGCCUUUUUCAGCAAAGAUUUUACUGGCCGGGAUGGGGUCGAGAUAUAGACCGCUACAUCCGAAACUGUCAGUGUCAAGCAGAUAAGGUCCCUAGAGACAAGACCCCCGGCCUGCUUCAAUCGUUACCGGUUCCCGUUCGGCCAUGGCAGCACAUCUCUAUGGAUUUUAAAGAGUUCCCAAAGGACAAGAGCGGAUUCGAUAUGGCCUUCGUGGUAGUAUGCCGAUUAAGCAAGCAACCAGUGUCAGUUCCCUGUCAUAAAAAGAUCGGAGCACGGGGUAUGGCACGCCUUUUUAUUGAACAUAUCUACCGACACUAUGGGGCACCGGAUUCUGUUGUCUCUGACCGGGGACCGCAGUUUAUCUCUGAAUUUUGGCACGAAUUCUGCCGAAUCCUGGGUAUAGAACUGCGGCUCAGCACAGCUGGACAUCCGCAGACAGAUGGUCAGACUGAGGCAAUUAACCAGCAUAUUGGGAUGCGUUUACGACCAUUCGUGAAUCACUAUCAGGAUAAUUGGGGGGAGCUACUGCCAAUGUUGGAUCAUGCUGCCGCUAUUCUGGUCCAAGAGUCAAUACAGAUGACGCCCUUCGAGGUAGUGCUAGGGUACCAGCCCCGGACCUCGUUUGAUUGGGAUCGACCUGUUGAUGAAGCUCCGGUCCCGGCCCGAGUUCGCUUGGAACGGGAGGACGCACUCAAACAUGUUCAGAUACUGCACGAGGGAUGGGACCUUGCCCGCCAGCAGAUGGUAACAACUCAGAAGAGACAAGCUGUUCAAGCUAAUAAAUUCCGCCGGGAGCCAGAUUUCGGAGUUAAUGAUAAGGUCUGGCUAUCUAUGGAGGGAUUGAGCACAAGUCGACCAAGCAGGAAACUGGAUCACCAGAGGCGUGGACCUUAUAAGAUUACGGCACAGAAAGGACACGCAUUUAAGCUGGAUCUGCCUCCGGAGAUGAGGAUCCAUGAUAAUUUCGCACCGGAUCGUCUCAGAUUAGCUGCAGAUGACCCAUUGCCCGGCCAGCGACCCCCAGUGACGGAACCGGUAGAGAUACACGGUGAAAAUGAAUGGGAAGUUGACGAGAUCGUGGCAAGCCGACUCUACUACAAAAAGCUGCAGUAUCAGGCCAAAUGGAACAACGCAGAUGAUGACCCGACCUGGUAUCCGGCGAGCAACUUUAUCGGCUGUCCACAUUUGGUGCAGGAAUAUCAUCGGCAGUAUCCGGACAAGCCGGGACCCCCGAGACGUCUAGGCGCCUGGUUGGAGGCAUACAAUGGGGAGGAAGAAUUCGAGAUUACGCGAGAGGAUAAACUGCCGGUUUGA
Aspergillus affinis is the source of this 3425-nucleotide messenger RNA. RefSeq names its product retrovirus polyprotein. Gene Ontology annotation, biological process: DNA integration. NCBI's taxonomy places the organism in Eukaryota, Fungi, Ascomycota, Eurotiomycetes, Eurotiales, Aspergillaceae. The transcript is spliced from 4 exons. The annotation marks the transcript as partial. The record is from RefSeq and is a predicted model, not a curated record. Gene Ontology annotation, molecular function: nucleic acid binding.